Messenger RNA from Cadophora gregata, 725 nucleotides. RefSeq lists its product as uncharacterized. Gene Ontology annotation, cellular component: extracellular region. The transcript is spliced from 3 exons. Gene Ontology annotation, molecular function: cutinase activity. Bases 1 to 663 code for a protein of 220 amino acids. Gene Ontology annotation, biological process: carbohydrate catabolic process. The record is from RefSeq and is a predicted model, not a curated record. Lineage: Eukaryota; Fungi; Ascomycota; Leotiomycetes; Helotiales; Ploettnerulaceae.
AUGAAGACCCAAGCCCUCAUCGUCUCUCUGCUUGCUGGUAUCGCAACAGCCAGUCCUCUUGCUGUUGAAGUUCGCCAGUCCACCAACGUUGGCAUCACAGCCAAUGAGUUCACCAGAGGCGGCUGCAGGGAUAUCAUAUUCUUCUUUGCUCGAGGCUCCACUGAAGUUGGAAACAUGGGGAGUACCGUUGGACCUCCCACUGGAGAAGGGCUGAAGAGGGCAUUUGGAGGAAACAGUGUUGCUGUUGAAGGCAUCGACUAUGCUGCUGCUCUGUCCACAAACUUCCUCCCUGGAGGGGCUGAUCCAGCUGGAAUUCGCGAAAUGCGAGACCUCUUUGUGGACGCUGCGUCCAGAUGCCCGAACUCAGUACUUGUUGGUGGUGGCUACAGUCAAGGAGCAGCUCUUUGCCACCGUGCGAUUGAGAAUCUUCCACAAGCAGUCAAAGAUCAAAUUGCUGGUGUCGUAACGUACGGUGACACUCAAAACCAACAAGACAAUGGUCAAAUCCCCAACUUCCCAAGGGACAAGGUUCUUGUCAUUUGCAACUCUGGUGAUGCGGUAUGCCGAGGGACAUUGACCAUUUUGCCAGCUCACUUGGACUAUGAGAGAAGAGUCCCCGAGGCUGUGACCUUCUUGACUGGAAAGAUCAGAGCUGCGCAGUGAUUGCCAGCAUGGUUUCAGCAGGGAGAAACAAUGGAAGGGAAUGCGGAAGAUGGCGGGCAGGG